Molecule: messenger RNA, 16608 nt
Organism: Dermacentor andersoni
Lineage: Eukaryota; Metazoa; Arthropoda; Arachnida; Ixodida; Ixodidae
Product: ubiquitin carboxyl-terminal hydrolase 43-like
Biological process (GO): protein deubiquitination
Molecular function (GO): cysteine-type deubiquitinase activity
Source: RefSeq, a predicted model, not a curated record
ACAGGUGCUCAUUCUCUCUCUCUUUGCCUGAUUUCCGUUUCACGCCGACAACACUAAUGCAACACUAAAGCGAUUACAUUCUUAAACUCUUGUGGUUAAACAAAGUGUCACAAGAUGGCGCUGCCGUACAGCGCUACUGCUGUAAUAGGCGACUGGAGGAUUGGUGGAAGAAAAGUAGGGAAACGACAAAAGACGGAGACGUACAAAAGCACAGUUCGCAAUAGGGGAUCAGAAAAUUUGGGCGUGGUAGUUCAUAGUGCUUUUUUUUUUCUUUUUUCGUUGUUUAACCUAGGUAGGACAUUAGGCAGUAUAAUGGCAACAGCUUGGUUGCGCAACUCACCGCCCCGUUCCAAAGGGGACGCUCAUAACAUCCAUCCAUCCAUCCGUCCGUCCGUCCCACGGAGGAAGGAAACUAAGGAGAGGCCCUGACGUCACUCUUUGUGAAGCAAAAGUGAAGCCGGAAUUUGGCGUUGCUCAUGGCGAUGCUCCGCCUUUUGGGCCACCCUCCUCUCUUGUUUACAUCUUUCGCGAAACCACGCCGCGCUGCGCGUGGUGUCGCGCGCUCGCGCAACAUCUGGCAGAGCACGGUGCAGGUAACACAGCGCAACAAGACACGGUGACUAACGCAAACCCGCCCACUCAGCGCCUUUGCCACGGCCCGAAACCUACCAGAGCAACACGUGUGAGCGCUCAAAACCAUAACAACGCCGCCAUUGUGGCCCAAAAGGCGUGGCCAUACAACAAAAAAAAUAAAAAAGCAGCAAAAAAAUGAGAACCUACUACGUCAUUUCCGCCACACUUUUCUCCUAGCGCGCGGAGGGGGUAGGGCCUCUCCUUAGUUUCCUUCCUCCGUGGUCCGUCCGACCGACCGACCGACCGACCGACCGAGGAGGUUAUACUUAAACAUCCAUCGCCAGAACCCCAUAUGGUAUAAAUUAUUCCGGCGUUCCCACUACUGCGUGUCUUAUUGCACGUAAAAUCGCAGAACAUUUUUUGCAACCGAAAUAAUAAUUUAUUUGUGGUUUAAACUAUCUACGGCGGCAAUAUAUGUUUUAUUACGAAGUUACACACUUAAUGGAUGCUUCAAGUUUUCAUACAUUUUUGCAUUUUUAUGAUGUUUCUUAGAAAAAUUCCGGCCUAAAUAUAGUAUGCCCUCCGUGGCCACUGGGCUUUGACUAUUCUGUUCAAUUGCAACCAGUUUUAUUCAAAAAGGUUGAGCGGCUGCCUUACAGUAUUAGGUAUAUAACACUAGCAGUCAUUUGAAUUAGUUGCAAAGGCCAUCCGUCAUCUCUCCUUCGCAGUCCCAAACCCAUCCUUUCGUACCUUUACACUUUUUUUAUUUGUGCUUUGUAUUACUAUAGAUGUAAUUGUAGAACGUUUAAACGGAGUAGAGCAGCACCGGUUAAAAAUCGUCGCAGCCUGCAAAUUUAGUCGCGAUGGUGUAAUGCCACGCUCUGAUUGGAAUAGAUUGAAAAAGAAGCAGACAUUUAGCAAAAACAAUUGGUCUCCACUGCUAAACUGCUGUGAAUUCUUCCGCAGCAUUGAGUAACGGAACCAAAAGACCGCGCGCAAGGGUCACGAAACCGAAACUAAAAAAAAAACAGACAUACUCGCUUAAUACUUGACAGCAAUAAAAACAGAAAGCAUAGCUGCAAGGCACAUUUUCCCAAAUUCUGUUUAAAUAUCGGUGGAUUGCUUUGGUCGCAGUCAUAAUAGUGAGAAUUUUUUUGAUCGCUGCGUAACAGCGUUUAUUUUUGUCAAGUAGCGACUUCUCCUGGCACUCGCCAGGGCGCAGCACGGUCGAACGUCGCGCUCUGCGCGUAAUGGUAACCCCGUCGCCUGUUGUGUGUAUGUUCUGUUUCUUUGACGCGCUACUCGUUGCCCCAGCCGCGUGCAAUGUGACAUUGAGGGAACCAAACGACGGAGAGAGGCCUCCUCCUACGAGACGGGGCACCGAGCGAAUGCGACUCUACCGGUAACCUACAUAACGCGCACCCAAGAAACGCUGCCACAGGCUCGCCCCGACGAAAAAGAGACGGAUGCGUACGGGCCCGUGGCCCACCGAGGAAAAAAAGGAUUGCGCGUCACCGCUAACUUUCGGCCGUCGUCGUUUGUUUCGUGCCGAGGCGGACGGACGACGCGUCACGCGUGCGUGAGCGCCCGUCCCGUGCGUGUAUGUGUUUGUGUGUGUGUGCGCCGCUCGCGCCACUGCGCAGUUUUCUUUUUUUCGCCUCGACGAGUGGUGUUUACCCCGGUCCGACGUAGCGAGGGAACAAUGAAUUUCGCGCAUCCGCUGCCUCGCUGUAGCUGUGGCGAUCCGUCGACGCUGUUUCCGCGGCUGCAUCAGUACUCUGUCAACACGUCGUCGUGGUCGGGCCGCACAUUCGAGUAAGCGGCUCGUGUUUUGAUUGUGAUCUGUGGUGUGUGUGUGUGUGAUCGCCGACGACUCGCCGUCCCCGCAACGUCGUAGACCUCCUCCUCGCCACACUGUUUCACCACCACCACCACCAGCCCAGCUGUUCUUCUUCCAGCCAGGAAGAGUAGGCGGUGGCGACGUUUGAUUUUGUUGUUGUUCUUGAGGGUCAAGCGGGAGUGAGUGUUCGUGGUCGUCCAGAGCGGACGCCCGUGUAGCAACGACGACAACUGUGUGAGACCGCGCGCUUGGCAGUGUUUGCCGAUCUCGAAGGUCGGCGGCGGUUUACCAGUACCGCCCAGCGCUGGUUCGUCGGCGCGUUCCUUGGAGAGCGAGAGCUGACGCCAGGCCGCUUGUCAAGGCAGUCGACGCGCUCGCGCACCUUCCCAUGUCGCUGUCAUCGGCGCCGCCGACGACCGCAGCUACUACGCUAUGCAUUCUUCGAAUUCCUCACCGCCUUCGUCGUCGCGUCGGCGCAGCGGCGGAGGCAGUCAUCACCCCGGAUCCUUCUUCACGAUUCCCCGAUGGAUGGGCGGCGGUGGCAGCGGCGGCAGCAAAAAGCAGCUGCAGUACCGAAGCCUGCGAUCGCUCGAGGACCCGACGCCGACGUCCGCCGCCGCGACGACUUCGGGGCGUCGCAAGCGCCCUAGCCUCUUCGAUCAGAUGGUGAAGCGCUUCUUCACGCCUCACGUCGGUCACCACCAGCGAGGCGGGACGUCGUCGGUGGAGUCGUCGUGGAACGGGGGCGUCAAGUACCCCGCGCCCUCUCGAAGUGGUUCACUGAGGGACCUUCGGACCCGGGCCGUGGGCGGGGACCCCGGCGGCGGGGAUGACACGUUCUUCGCGGGCAACGGAGGCAAGAAACACCAGGACGGCGCCGCCGGAUCGUCCCUGUCUCGGACCGCGGUUCCCGCCGUGGCCGGGAUUCGAAACGAAGGCAACACUUGCUUCAUGAACGCCGUGCUCCAGUGUCUCAGCAACACGGACGCCUUCGCCGAGUACCUGGUCUCCGGCAGCUACCGCGAGGACCUGGGGCGAGCCAAGGGUCGCGGCGGGGGCUUCGCGUCGCCUUCGGCGCGCGUCACCGAACAGUUGGCGCACGUACUGGGCGCCUUGUGGUCGUGCCGGACGGAGGGCGACUUCGCGGCGCGCUUCAAGGCUUGCGUCGAGAAGCACGGCAGCCAGUAUCAAGGCAGUGAGCAGCACGACGCGCAGGAGUUCCUCAUGUGGCUCUUGGAUAAAGUUCACGAGGAGUUGCUCGCCGACGACGCGACGACGUCGAGCGGUGGUGGUGGAAGUUCGUCGUCGACCAACACGGCCUCUCGGUCGAGGCGCGGAUCGCUGAAGCGUUCCAAGAGCCGAUCGUCCUCGGUGAAAGGCGGCGGCGCAGCGACACCAUGGCAGGGGAGCCCCGUUGCAUCGCUGUUUGCCGGUCAGCUUCGUCUCCGGCUGACGUGCCCGCGCUGUGGCCAGCAGAGCAACACCUUCGACCCAUUCGUCUGUCUCUCGCUGCCCAUACCGGCGGCAAGCCAGUGGCUCUGUCAUGUUCACUUUGUCCCACGCAACUCCCCGCCUACGAAGCUGGCCUUCCACAUGGACUUUGGGGCGCCGAUGGAGCAAGUGCGACUCCGGAUAGCCACCGAGUGCCACAUUCCACUCGACCAGCUACUGCUGCUGGAAGAGACCAAAGAAGGGUUUGGAUUGCUGUUCGAGGGCGACGAGAUUGCCAGCGCUUUGUCAGCAAACUCCCGCCUGGUCGCCCUGGAGCUUGCGCCUGCAAGCACGGACCCAGCCGUUCCCAAGGACAGCCAGAUCCUCGUGCUGUGCCGGUCGAGGGUCGGCACGUCUGGGCCUUGCCUGGGUGCCACGCGAGCAGCCUGGGUUUCCAGGGAAGUCUCGGUGUUGGAGCUGAAGAAGCAGUUGCUCGAGGGCAUCCCCACAUCAAGGCAGUCAGCACUGAAAGACCAGGACUUGGUGAACAGGCUGGAUGUGCUGGUGUGGGACGCGCACCUGAGCCUUCCGGCGGACGUGGACCACCCGCUCUUUCUGGAGUUCGUGGACUGUCUGCUGGAGGCGUCGAGGGACCUCGCGCCUGCGCCCUUGCUCCGAGUGGUCCUUCAGUGGGAGCCGCAGGUCGCCGACCGGCUGUUCCUGGCUGAAGAUUCCAUCGUGGAUGACAUCGGUGUGACCCAGCAGGAGCCGGAGCCGUCGGUGUCUCUCUCGGACUGUCUUGCCUUUUACUUCACGGAGGAAAAGCUGGAACCGGAGGAGGCCUGGCUGUGUCCCCAGUGCGACAGUCGGCAGCAAGGGUUCGCACAGCUGGGGCUCUGGUUCUGCCCCGAGAUCUUGGUCAUACAUCUCAAGCGCUUCCAUCAGAAUGGAGGCCGGCACAGCAAGCUGGCGACGCGAGUCGAGAUUCCUUUUCAAGACCUGGACCUCAGCAGUCACCUCUGUCAGGGUGCAUCGGGGUCGAGCAGCGCCCUCUACGACCUGUAUGCCUUCUGCAGCCAUCAUGGGACAGGACUGCAGGGGGGCCACUACACGGCUUGCUGCAAGAAUCCCGUGGACGAACAGUGGUACCUGUUCGACGACGCCAGGGUCCGUCGAGCCUUGGACGAAGAUCUGGCCGCGCGCGACGCCUACCUGCUGUUCUACCGGAGGCAGCCGGCGACGUCACGCGUGACGCGCUCAGUUUCUCCGGGCCACUGGUUCACGAGGACUCCGCUGCCGACAAGCCGGAGCCACCAACACCUGGCACGCAGUUCGCCGUUGAGGAGCACCAGUAACCUGUUGGUGCGCGGUGAGCCAUUACAGCAGGCCUCGUCCCCAAGUGACAGCAUCGACACUGACCCCGGUGCGCUGUCGCCGGCGUCUCCUCCUUCCCUCCGGGAACUUGGUACUGACUUUUCGCCGUCGGCUGUAAAGACAAGUUUGAUGGAUAGCUCGGCGUCAUCUGAUAUAACACCAAGCCCGGUCGAGAGUUGUUCCCUGUCGCUGUCAUCUGGACGUGCCUCCGACAUCCCGACAGAAAAGCUUAACUGCCUCAGUCCGCCACCAAAGACAUCGCCAACGAAGAGCUCGCCGACGAGGACGACUCGCGGCAGCAGCUUCCGGCCGCGCCCCACUUACCUCAGCACAUCUCCGACAAAGUGGUCGCCCAAGAAGGCAGGUGGCAGCAGCGGGCGGAAUUCGGGAACGGAAACAUCGGCGCUGCGAGCCAGUUCCUCUACGACAACGACGAUGACAAAGCCAUGGACCGGUUACGACACCAUAUCUGCAAAGUCGGCAGUAGAUGUGGAUGCCUCUGGGACAAGAACCGGAAGAGUGGCGCUCCUGGCGGCAAAGUUCUCGCAGCCAGCAGGCGUGGCCUCGUUGUCGAAGUGGCCCUGCAAGUUCCCGGAGGUUGACGACCUGGAGCAGACCCUGCCCAGCCAUGGCGGUCGCGGCGGCUGCUCACCCAUGAAUGGUGACGAGAACUCGUUCGUGCCGGUCAAUGGCAUGGUCUUUCAGAGCCAAACGCUGCAUAGUGCGCCCGUGCCUCUGUCACCCGAGACACUUAACCGCCGGAUCCUGUCGCCCCGUGUGACGCGGUCGUCGAGGUCGGCUCGGAGCCUCAACCCCAGCUUCGACUAUGAACAGGAUGUCAUUGGCCGAGAGAACAAGGCUACUUCCACAGCUGAAGAUGCCGGAACACCUGCGUCGCUUAAAGAAGCAUUCUGGACAAUCACUUCUGUCUGACCAGCUGUACGCGAGCUGGUUGCUAAGCAGCCGCGUAACACAUUUAGGUUGAGUAAUGAAAACCUGCCGCAACAAGCGCCACAACCCCUUGCAUUGCUCCAUGGCAGUUGCACCAGUUGAAAACACUCAGCGUGUAAAGAUUGCAUCAGAAAGAAGCGGUCUGCAACAACAGGCAGCCAUGUGGUAGGACAUGAUGGUCAUUACAUCCGAAGGAAGCUGACUGCAAGGACAGCAUUGCCUCUGAAUUGAAGCCGAUUGCAAGAUAAGACUGUCAGCUGCAACGACAGGACAGUCAGCCUUGCAUCUGCUGGAAGCUGACUGUAAUGACAGCACUGUAAACACUGCAUUUGAAGCAAGGCGACGGCAACGACAAGGCAGCUGUGACUGCAGUCACUGAAGGUGAGGACAGUGUGUGUGUGUGUGCGCAUGGUCCGGACUCCGGUUGCAGUCACUCUGCAAUGUUGAUAAAUGAGAGACGGUUGGCACUGACUUUCCACACAACGAAAAAUGCACGUGGCCACCGCGCCUUCUGGAAACAGUGUGAGCAGCCUACGACGACGUCAUUUGUCUAGUCUUGUUUAGCCCCCUUUUUCCCUUCAACGUCUUGAAGGGCCCUCCCUCUUCAUGUUAUGCUGCGAGAACCUGUCGUUUUGCCUUGGAACCCCCCCCCCUCCUGCCUCCCUCCUUGUUCCCUUUUUUAGAGUGUGUUAUAUAUAUAUAUACUUCUCGCAAGUUGUUGUAUUUUUUAGUUGCCCGAGAGUUUUCUUUUAUAUAGUUCCCCAGAGUCAUUCGUAUAUUCGUGGAAUGAGUAUAGAGAAAUAUGCGACAAGGUUGUGAAUGCUUACUCCACAGAAUGCACCCAUAACAGUGUUGUCUCCCCCUUCCCAGUGUUCCCCCUAGCACUUUGUUGACAGGAAUGUCGUCCUCUCAUCAUAAUCAUCGGCUAAGUUUAGCUUGGUUGUUGCAGCAAUAAGGCAUAAAAUGAGUGGGCGUCUGCUCGGCGUCUGCUGGCCGUCUGCGCGACAUCUGCUCGACGUUGCACAGGCUCGAAGUUCUUUCUUACUGCACACAAUGACGACAGCGCUUCCAUUUGUAGUCAGGUUACUGCUCAUAGAAUCAAAAGAAAACCACUCACAAAGAACGAAGGAGUUUCACAAUUAACGUAGAAGAUUUUCUAUGAUGCUAGUAGUUUUUUAUACCAGUCUUUCAUAUUGUCUCCGAAUUGCGGCAACUCCUGUGACCAGCAUUGUCGUCUUCUUUUGCACGGUGCAAGCAUGCAUGGAAGUGCAAGAAUUUUCUGUAGUUGUGUCCAUAUCUAUGCUGCAACAGCUGCAUAUGGACGUGAUAAGUUAAAACUCUUGUUAGCUGUGUUUUUGGCAUUCAUAAUAGGCCCUUUUCAGAACUGUUGAUUUGGCUUUCUUGCAUAGCUGGAUGCCCUAAAUGUGGCUAUGAUUCCUGUAAUUAAAAACGCCAUCGAAGUGUUAAAAGGCAUGUUUUUAACUGCAUUGCAAACAAAUAUUUCACAAAGCAAAUUGCAGUAGCAGCAGAUGUGUACGCAGCAUAAACAAUAUGUUGACUGCUUUGUUUAGGGCACAAGGCGUUGCAGUAAAGUUCUCCUGCUGUUUGUGAAAAAAUACCAUCAGCCUGUUUCACAUAGUGGGGAAGUGGCCAUUCCUGCACUGCCUUUUGGAAAAUGUGGAAGCACAGCAUUGGUUGGAAUGGUGGUUUUAUGGCUCUUUCAUAUUUUUUUCUGUGUGUGUACGUCUGUUAAGUCUUUUCCAUGCCAAAAGAAAUGGCAUUGAAAUUUAUAUCAGGAAAAUUGUUAGUAUGUAGCAAUUACUUAUCCCUGCUAAACAACAUCACUCUAUUUAGUUCCAGAAGUGGCUUCUUAAAGAAAAUUUCCGAGAGUACUUCUGGCAUGCAAGCCAAAAAAACAUUUAAAUAUCUUGAUCUGGUUGUAGUGCCACUGGCUUUCUUUGCACAACUGCAAAGUUCACUUUUAGGAAAGCCUGCACCGCGUCAUUCAGGGAAGAACAAAGUUGAAAGUUGGCGUUGAUGCACAUUUAUCUCGUAGAAGGGCUGAGCUUUGACAUCGGCAAAUGCAUUCCCAGUCAGCAAAGGGCAGCAAUAAGCAGUUACACAAAAAGUUAUUUAGAACCAUAAAGACAUUUUGUGGUAAUAGGUAUGAACUAUAAAGAUAUUUGAGGCUCAUUCUCAUCACUGGCACACGCUGUGAGCUGUACAUCGACCUGUGACAAGCUCCAAGUCGUCAGCCCUGUUGUAUUUUUGCAGAUGCAUAACUCGCGCCUGCAUGUAACCCAUGACCAUUAUUACAGCCUUGGACAAAGGCAAGGAAAAUGGAGAAGAAACGCGUACUCAUACGCCCACUUCACAGCAGUUCACCCUGAAUUGCCACGGAGCCACAUUUUAAAGUAAAGUUUGCGUAUAGGAGACACUCCAAUUUUCUACUGGCACUUAUUGAUUUUUCAACAUGGCUAGCAUGCACAAAAAUUUGGCUUAUUGGGUCAACACGUCGUAGUCAGUAGGACUCAUCCGCAUCAUGGGAAAGGCUUGGCAGUGCUAAAAUGUCAGCGCGGACCAUUUCUUCCAUGUUGAAUAGCCUUGCCGGGCUAGAAAGCUGACUUGAAGUUUCUGAAAAGGGUCUGUUUGGUGCCUAACGUUAAGCAAAUUUUUUAUGAAUUUUUUUUUCUUGUAGCAUAUACUUUGGCAAAGAUUAGUAUGACUGUGGCAUCACUGUUAAUAUCUUUAUGGUUGUUUGAAUGGAAUCUAAAGUGAGCAGCCCUGUGUGCUUUUAACUAUAUGCUAUGCAGUCUGCUUUUCCUGCAGGGUCCAUGGUUAAAAGCAAUGUAGCAACAGAGAGUUGUAGAUGACAUGAAAUCUGGUCCUGGUACAGUGCAAGUCAUGUCCAUAGUGUGUGCCGUAUUGUGACUGGAAUUCCAUUGCUCUCUUGUGACAUCUCUGACUGACCAUUCCCAAGCACUUCGGCAUUAUUUCUCUAGUUUUGUGAGGCAGCAACUAGGUUUUAUUACAGGACGAUGCUUGUUUCUAUUAUAAGUAAAAAUUCAUUGGGACGUUAACAAAAACGUCCUGGGGAGCUGGGGCCAACAGUGUAACCACUUUGCCUGAUGGGGCCUUAGGCUGCUGAGGCGUAAUCGUACGAUUGAACUGAACAAUACAAUUUCCGGACACGGUAGUGUGAGGCGGAUGCCUCAUAGUUACAAGGAUAGUGACCAACAGUACAAGCACAAGUUGCUGUCGUUAGCGUAAUGUGAAAAAUAUAGUUACAUUACAUGGUCUAGAUGGGCAAUAUAAUUUUUAAGUAGCUUUUCUUCAUGAGACAAAAUAACAGCAAUAAGAAAAGUAAACUGACAGGUGCACCAAGUUGAGCAGGUUGGUAAAGUGGCAUGGAAAUUGAAAAAGCGCUCAAAAUAGACGAGGACCAAAGAAAAGUGUCCAUAAAUAAAAUAACAGCGCAUGUUACGUCUACCUUUUCUUUGUCCUCAUCUUUCUCGAGUGCUGUUUAAUAAUCGCUAUGCAAGAACAGUACCAACCAUAACCGUAACUGAAAAAAUAAAGGUAACUGUAAAAAAACACAAGGAAAAGGAAAGAGGACAAAAAGACAACUUGCCCCAGUUUGAAGCUGAACCCACAUCUUCUACAUAACAUGUGAAGCGAGUCCAUAUGCAAGCACGUAUUUUGUAAAAACAUUCAUGGAAGCCUUUAGCUGGUAAUAAGCAUGAAAAAGGAAGCAUCCUGGACCAAAUGAAAUGCGGAGAAUAACAAAACAAAGUAAGAGCCAAUUAUCAGUGUUAGAGUCUGCUUAUCUUGGAAAUGUAGCUGUCUCGCAUUACUGUGUGGUCCUACCGGCAUGCUUUGAAGUGGCCAGUCAAAGAUACCAUUAAAAAUUCACUGUUGCUGGCAGCUCUGGUGCUACCUGGUACAGGGAAACAUAUUGUGCUGUACAUUCCUACUUUCUUGCUCACUUUUUUUUUUUUGGCUUGUGAUUAUGAGCAUACAGUGCUUGCUUGUCAAGUGGCAGCCACCCUAACCUUGUUUACUUCUGGUCUGUAUGGUGCGGCUGUUAGGGAGCUGUUAUGCUAGGUACCUGCGCCGGCAUUACUGGUAGUCUUUAUAAACAUGGUGUCAGCCAGGUCAGUCGGUAGUCGUGCACGCAAGCCUGUCGGACACACAACCGAAAUUUUCGGCAUGGACGAAUUUUCGUUGAACUUCGGAAUCCACAGUUGUCGUACUGACUGAAGUUUCUGCGGUGAGAUGUUUAUCGACGUGACGACAGAAGGAUAUGAUGUUAGACAACGUACCGAUCGUGUCGAAGAGAGCCGACUGCCGUUGCGACAGUCAAUUCUGUGGUUGGCUCGAUGUCCUGUCGCUUUGUAAGGACAGUUCUGUCGUAGUAGAAAACUGUCGCUGCAGGAUAUCCAGCUUACAGUGGAAGCUUCCAUCGCAUUUUGGGACAUUCUGUGUCGUCUUUCUUCAACAGGGUGUGCCUAAUCUACAACUUAACAUUGGCAUUUAAGGCUGAGCCUCACCACAAGUUUCAUUCAUCACUACGCUAAGACAGCCGUAGCACUGGUCUCGCCGGUCCAUCCAUCCAUUGACGGUUUCGGGGGGUGGUGUGUAUCGUACACUGCCAGAAAGAGCUAUUUAGGUGUUUAUAACUUGACGAAGAUAGCAAUUAUAGGCAAGCAUCUGUUACAAAGUAAUGAAGGGCACGUAGUCUUGCUUGGCCUGGCUUUUUGAACCCCAAGAGCUCGGGCAUAGUCACAAAUUGCACUCACAGCUGAGAUGUUUGUCAGCAGUAUAGAAGAGACGCAAAGGACUGUCGCUUAGUGGCAGAUUUCAUUUUUUUUUUUCUUUCACGUUUGCAUGUGCAACGAAGCUAGGAAUAUAAUUUAUUUUGCGAACACGCAUACACGCAGUUACAUUUGCACCGAUUUAGUCGUUCGCAUAACUGACUUGGUUGAACAGCGUGCGCAUAGUUUGAAUUAUUAUUCUGGUCUCGUCAGUUGUAAAGGUGUUCAGCGUUUCUCAUCUUUCAUCACCAUAGAUCUGCGAGUUUGUGCUUUUUUUGUUUUUAUGCAGAUAUGUACACAUUGUUAUCUUUAGGUGUACAAUAUGUGAUCAUAGCGUGUUUGCUAGUGAGCGAUGUAGUGCAACCAAAAGGGCUAGAGAUGCCACGCUUCGCUACUCUUGUACUCCCGGACACGCAACGAUAAUCGUUUGAAAAGGAAUGUUACCCAGCUGUGUGAAUGUUUAAGGUAUCUCUAAGCUUUUCACCAUUUACUAACCUUUUGCUCAGGGCUCACCUUCGUAUGGUCCACCUUACUGUAUAUGUCAGCAGAAAAGGUCAAUUGGGGAAGCAGCUUCCAGAAGUAAUGUUGAGGGCUGAAAUCUACAUUUUCUCUGUACCAUUCGUGAAUUAUUACUCGUAAUACUGCUGCCUGUCCCUGUGCUAAAUGUGUCAGAAGUCUGUAACUGUCUUAAUGUGCAAUGGGAGGUGCCAGUGAUCUGGCAUGUGUUACUCCAAACUUUCUCCAGAAUUUGCCUGCAGUCCAGCUUGAAUGCCACAUUCCAACUAAGAGAUCCGUUGCUUUAUCCACAGUCCUUGUAAGUGCAUGUGCCGCCUGCAGUUGCAUGCAAAUAGCAAAGUGUGCUCAGUGUGAAAGAUCUCUCAACAUUCUUAACGGCCUCAUACUCUUUUUUUUUUCUUGACCGUACUUGUCAUUUGCAAGCUAGCUGUUGUAAGAGCCAAGUGCAGUGCUAGUUUCAAUUUGGCCCUGCACUCUGUCUAAUGUCAUUCUGACUGAUGAUCUUGGACUAAGUGGAAAACUUAAGCUUUUUUAUGUGCACUUGACGGCUGCUUGUAAACGAGAAGGCCGUAGAAGUUCGACACAAGCGAACGGCUGUAUUUGUGAAAGCAGAUCGACUCGAUGGGAGACUUCCUCGACAUUGCCGAGCAGAGGGUUAGUGCCGGUCACUAUUCGUGUAGUCGCCAUACUACGCUGACACACUUCUGCGAUUUACAAACCAUAAAUUUGUAAUCGAGGCUUUUAAAAAAAUGGCUUUUUUUUUGCGAAGGCAAAUUGACUUGCAGCACUUUCUCAACAUCACCAAAUGGAGGGUUAAUUCCUGUCAUUAUCUAUGUACCGCCCCAGCAUCGGCAAUGUGCUUAUGCGAUUUAGGAGCCAUAUUUCGUCAAAACGCACUGGAGAGUGGAGGGUUGCUACUCUAGCGUCAUCUCAUUGGUGGGUUCCUGCACGCCUGUUAGCAAAGUUCAGUGUCUACUUCUGUCGGAGUAGCACCAAUGCUGAGUUUGUGGAAGCAAGACCCUCCAAGUCGCAUUGUGAUCAUGAUUACAAGAAAUAAGCUGUGCAAAAUGUUGACUGAGCGCAAAUUUUUACCGUUGUGAAUACGUGUGAGCUUUUGCUGCCGAAGUGUGCAUCUCCCUACAUGUUUCACAGUCUCGUUGGGAUUGCAACGCUGUUUCACCUAAGCCUUUCUUGUUCAGAGGACCAAAGCAAUGUGGUGAUCGGUCGUGUGUGUGCGUUUAUCAGCAGAAAAAGGAAAAACACAGCACUUCUUAGGAUUAAGAGAGUUCACAGGUAACCCAGGCACGCUUUCCAAGGCUCACUGCUUGUUUGAAACUCGUCAGUGAAAUGGAAAUAUAUUUUAUGCGGCAGUCCGGUAUAUAUAUCCUACAAGUUUCGCUCGGCAAUAGCACGUAUGUUCUUUCUCUGGAAAGAGCUACUGUCUGAACAUGGACAUUGAGAAGACGUUUGACUCUCGUUAGGCCAUACAUGUUCAUAAAGCUGACGUAUCUGUUUUUCUUUUGUUUCUUUUCUUUUUUAACUGACAGAACAACACAAUUUUGCCAGGGAACUGUGAAACAGUAUCUUAAAGCUACACUUCUUAUAGUGGCUUGGGCUUACAUAUUCUUACUGGGGCCUGCUUCAGAUGUGGAUUAUCUUUUACAUUGGUGCGUAGGCAGCUGAUGAGGAAGCCUCGUUACUUUAUUUAUUUAGCAUCAUUCCUGUACGCUUGGCAUUGCAUUUUUAAUGUACAUUAAAGCAUUGAGUUCAUGUCUGCAAGAAUUUAACAGGCAUGUUCUCACAGCCUUCGAGAAGAAACAUUUUUUAAAAGUUUGUUCAUUUCACUUGGCUUCUAACUUCGUGUGUGUGUGUCUGUGUUGUGCAAUCCAUCAACACUCUUGCGUUAAGAUAGCAGUGGCAAAUGUGCUGGCUUUUCAGGCUGUUCUUAUAGCUGCCUGCAUAUCUUUAUGCCUUGAGCCAUUUUUUAAAUAGCAUUGAAUAUGCAGGGUCUAUUAGAAGUUAAAUAUAUAUACAAUAUAUAAUAUAAAGUAUAUCAAUGGAGGGGAAGAGAAUAAUUUUUAUGUGGCAGCUUUGCCUGUGCCACUACAAAAUUGCUACAAGAGCUUUAUAGUUGGGAGUUCAGUUCUAUGCCUCAAGCGGCAGCAGUAGUCGAGUCUUGAUUUGAGGCAGCGGUCUGUGAUAAAAAAGUAUGUAUACAUAUAUAGCCUGCAUCCCAGUGUCCUGGUUGCUGCUAUAGUCUAGCUCUUUUUUUUUUCUUCUUCAUUUGUCUGUUACAAUAGUGCACCCUUUUGCCUAACCGCAAGGUCAACGUCCCUGCGCAGCAAAAACUUCUUCGCGGUAGUGGCAAGCCAUCUCUAUAGGAUGAAAAUUACGUGCAGUGCAAGUGAUUUCUUUUUAGCAGAAUCCCACUUUGCAUAUAAUUGGCUCUACACAAGAAUACAGUCCACCGAUUCUUUAACAGUACUGCAUGAGCGCCCACUGCCUGGCCAUUCAGUGCCUUCUAACAGUGCAAAAGUGGCAAGAUCAGCAAGAGAGCUUGCUGAUCUUGUCGCGUUGCACCGUUAGAAGGCGUUGACUUGCUGGCCUGUCGACGCUCGCGCGGUGCUAUUAAAGAAUUGGUCAACUGCGCAUCAGUGCGUUGCUCGUGUGAAGAUGCUGACUCAGCUGCUGCAUUGAAUAAGCUGCUGUACUAUCGUGGAUGACUGGAGCACGAAUGGGAUGGUUCAAGUACAUAUACAAAAAAAAAGGAGAAAAUAAUUUUAUUGAUAGCUUAUGUGUCAGGGGUAAUUCACUUGCCCUCGUAAUACAGUGACAUUUUGUUCCCCAUCAAAAAGGUAGAGAAGGCUGUAGCUAAAAGCAGCCCCCUAACAGCAGCUUGACAGUCACUGUCAAGGGUGGUACUGUGUCUUUUAGUCCAAGAACAGUACUACAGUUUUACUGUUGAAAUUUACAUUUUGCCAUGUGGUUUUCAUUUGCAUAUAUAGUAGCACAUGUGGCCGACUACCUGGUGGUGUGCAAGUCAGUGGUUUGUCCAGUCUCUGCUCCAGUACAAAAUGAAACUUCAUGACGCAAAUGUAUUGAUAACCAGACCACUAAGCACCAAGGCGUAGCCAACACAUUCUGAAAAGGUCAUGCCGCCAUAAUAGAGAGUUCUGGCACAGUGACUGCUUACUAGAGUAAACGUUUACAGGACGACUACCAUGAGACGUGCAAGUGAACAGCAGUAUUGGUGGCGCCAGCUAGCGACACAGUGUUCAACAAAAGCAUGCAAUUCUUUUAUUGCAUUGACCAGUGGCAUUCCACAUAUCGAUCUACGUAAGCGUGCCAACAGCGACCUAAUUCUAACAAAGGUAUUUUUGGAACUUGCUUUUGGUAGAAAUAUUUCGGGCUACACAAAAGGUCUGUGGCAUGUUAUCGUUGUGUGCAAUGUCAGAAGAUGGUGCUAGCAUCACUGCUGCUCCUGGAUAAGGCUUCUGUUAUUCCGGUAUACUUCUAUGUUAGUGUGUUGCCUGUUUGCUAAACUUUUCCAGUGAAGGAACUUUUGCUGCUGUUUGGGGGAACCUGACCUUAAAGUUCAUUAAGGGUGUAUUUUCAGGUCGUUCUGCGAGAGACUUGUAGGUAGGCUGAAUAAUGUGAAGUGAGGGGCGGCUCGUGUACAUAGUAUUUUGUUACAAAACACAGAUAUGAAGAGAUAUGUUUAGGUUGUGUAUGUAUUGGAAUUUCUUUUCUCCUGCACAUGUUGUAGUGGGAAACAGGACUUCAGAUAGUGCAAAAAGUUCUUAUAGUGAAAAAAUAGUCCCCGGUGUGAUGCAUUGCCCUAUAACGCAGCUGUACUUGUUUUUAGAACAACUGACGCAACGCAUUUUACCGUGCACCUUGUUCUGUUCACGUGUAGAUUGUACAUACAGAGAGGCUUGUUUUAUUUGUUAUAUAGUCUAUAUGCAUAGCUAUGCACGUGUUAUUUAGUUGUUGCAUUUUAACCCACACUUCAAAUAUUGUUUUUGUUCUUGCUUUUUUUUUCUAGUGCGCAAUGUGCCUCGAAUAAGCAGGCCACUGUAGAAUAGGUCACUCGGUUUUUGGCUGUCGUUCAUUUUUCACUUUUUUAUGUGUGUGAAGAAGCAACAAUGGUCGCAGACAGGUUGUGAUCAGGUUUUUCGAGGCCACUUUCGUCGUGCAUGGAAGUGUGUUUGCCACCUGCUUCUCGCGGCAUGGACGGUUGUUCUCUGUGCAAUGCCACCAUGUUGGGUUUGUCAACGCAAUGCCAAAAAUUUGUGAAAUCGCAGCUUAGAUAUCCCGGUUGUGCAUUUAAGGAUGUGGGCCUGAAUUCGCAGAGCAACCUCGCAUGGCACAGCACUUCGUAAGAACUUCUUUUGGCGAAUAACUUUUUAAGAUUAAAAGCCACUGGCCACUGACAAAUCGUUCUUGUGAAGUAAAAGCUUUGGGGAUUCCGCCCCAACCUGAUUAUCCUUUAUUUUCACCGCUGAUCCCAAAUGCCUUGUUUAAACUGUUCACCGGAUGAACGUUUUUGUAAUUUAGGAAUUUCUCUCUCUUUUUUUUUCACAUGGCCAACAAAUUGAAGCCUGCCAAAUGUGAGCGCUCUUGUAAAUUCGGGUUGUGAACUUGCACACAAGUCAUAAAUUGUAGCAUUGAAGAUUUAUUAUUCUGUGCAAAAACCCAGUUGCUAUAAAGUGAAAUCAAGUACAUAUGUAAGCAACAUCUACCAUGUAAGCACACUCAUUGACUCUUGAUUGCCUUGGGGUGUUUGUAUUCUUGAAAGUGUUUUGAAAAUGGUGUGGCACUGGUUUUUAAUUGAGAUGAUUGCUGUGCGCGCGCGUGUGAGCACCGUCUUUCUGCAAGUGUCUGAACGUCAUCACUGGUGAGCGAAUUGUAUUCAGAUGCUUUUCUUAGUGUGGAGGCUUGCUAUAGUGCAAAAUCAAUGUGUUUUCGUAUUGUACGCGUGUGGCCUUUGGUGUGGUGAUUCGACGAUCGGUUGUUCAUUCGGUUUAGAGCCUAAGCAGCCCGAGGCUAAUUAUUUAGAGUGGUACUCUCGGCUUGGAGGAGUAAUAAAAACACAUCUCUAAAGCUUUC